AUGGCAGUGAGACAACGGCCACAUCAGAAGAAGUAUAAGCUGAGAACUGGCUGUGUUAAUGUGUCCCAUUUUCAUAAACCUGGGGAAACGAGGUUUAUAAGAGUGGAGAUUUAUCAGAAGCUGAAGUAUGUUAUUCAAAGGCAAUCGUGCAACUAUACGCAUGGCUCUUGGAAGAAUGAGGGAAAAUGUCUAAACGACUGUAGAAUGGCUGCUGCAUUAGAUCCCAAUUUCAUGAAGGGGAACUUCAGUGGUGAAGAUACUGUUAGGGUUACCACCAUGAACAAGCAUGGGAAGCAUGAUUUGGAUAUUCCAGUCAUUGUCAACCCAAGAAAUGAUCCUCCAUUUAUUAAUAUCCUUGAGUUCAUCAUGUUGGAGAAUGUGACAGAAGAUGAUAUUCACUUUCCAGGUCAUAUUCACUUUCCAGUUUACAACACUGCACUUUUCAUUUAUGCUCUUACAAGAUUUGUUGUAAGUCCAUUAAUCCCAAGCCACUGA
Molecule: messenger RNA, 495 nt
Organism: Lactuca saligna
Lineage: Eukaryota; Viridiplantae; Streptophyta; Magnoliopsida; Asterales; Asteraceae
Source: the annotation of a GenBank genome assembly